CUAAGAUCAUUGUGUGUUUAACGUGGCUGGGAGCACCAUGAUGUUCUUUGUCGCUAAUUUGUUCGUACUGUCGUUCGUUAUUAUUUCAACGCAGGGCGGUGUGUCCGUGCACAACCCUUUCUAUUGCUAUUCGGAAGAUCCUGUCAGAUCGUGGACUCUUUUGGGUGGUGUACAUGCUCCUUACGAGCCCAAUCGUGGACAAAUUAUAAACGCAAAUGUGUCGACUUGUAAUCCUUCAAAGUUUUGGAUGUUAGGCCGACAUGGAGCGAGAUUACCUCUCGACACUGAACUGCCCAACAUAUUAGAUACCAUUACUGCAAUUCAUCGUGAAAUUCUAACUAAUUACAAUCAGGGCAGAACAUCACUAUGCGCAUCAGAUUUUGAAUUGCUAAGAAAUUGGGAAUUCGAUCCAAAUAUUACUAUGGACGUUGCCGGGCACCUAGCAGAAUCUGGUUGGAUUGAAAUGGAAACACUGGCACAACGGUAUCAGGCAGCAUUCCCGACGAUCUUGUCGUCCACUUAUUCACCAAAUGAUUAUCUCUUUCGUUCAACGGAUUUUCAACGAACGAGAGUAAGUCUCCACGCUUUCGCUGAUGGUUUGUUUGGAGUAAAUGGAAGUGAACAGGUUCACUUCGAAGAUAUUCCCGAACAAGACAUCUUCAUGAGGCCUUAUCAACAUUGCCCACUUUACAGUCAAAUUAAUGCAGUUCGGGUCGAACAAGAUGCGUUUCUCCAGGGACCUGAAUAUCAAGAAAUGGUCAUUCAGGUUAGCGCUAAACUGGGCUUUCAUAAUUCACACGUACUACGUAAUAGAGAAGUGGCUCUUCUCGCUCUACAAUGCAAAUUGGAACAAAUCUGGAAUUUGGACUACACUUCUCCAUUCUGCACUGCUUUUUCCGUCGCCAACGCUCAAGUUGUUGAAUAUUCAGAGGACGUCGACUUCUUUUACAGAGUUGGAUAUGGCCGACCAGAAUAUCGUAGACUUUAUGAAAACCUAAUGUGCUUCCAAAUGCAAGAUAUGUUGCGUUUUAUUCAAUCCAACGAUGCGAACGACCACAAAGCCCGAAUAUUUAGCGGUCACGUGAACCUUAUAUUGAUUCUGUUGAAUUUCGGAGCAUUUGAUGGUGACGUUCCACUGACACGGCACAAUUUUGCGCAACAGUCACAAAGGGUAUGGAGAUCUUCUGAACUAUUGUCGAUGGCUGCUAAUUUGGCGGUUAUACGCUACGACUGCGCUGACGGCGACAAUGAUGUACUCUUCCUUUACAAUGAAAAACCGUUGCAAAUCCCUGGAUGUGAAACGAACGGAGUGUGCAAACAAUCCUUCAUUUUAGAAAGGUUCAGUCGUUUUUUGAAUGGCAACUGUAUGGAAAUGUAUUGCACCAACUCUUAAGUAUGGUUUCCACUCAACAUAAAGUACUCCGUGAGAGAGCGAGCUGUCAAAUUAAAUGAAAAAAAUCAAUUUUAUCCCUAACACGGAGUACUUUUUUUGUAAGUGGAAAGCAAGCAUUAACCGUUGACUGAUAUGCGUUAGUAUAGUGAAUAUAAAACUUUGAAAAUUCA
Bradysia coprophila is the source of this 1563-nucleotide messenger RNA. Its product is annotated as multiple inositol polyphosphate phosphatase 1-like. Gene Ontology annotation, molecular function: acid phosphatase activity; inositol phosphate phosphatase activity. The record is from RefSeq and is a predicted model, not a curated record. NCBI's taxonomy places the organism in Eukaryota, Metazoa, Arthropoda, Insecta, Diptera, Sciaridae.